Messenger RNA from Populus trichocarpa (black cottonwood), 1923 nucleotides. Its product is annotated as U4/U6 small nuclear ribonucleoprotein Prp31 homolog. The coding region runs from base 273 to 1733 and encodes 486 amino acids. The record is from RefSeq and is a predicted model, not a curated record. The transcript has 9 exons. Gene Ontology annotation, cellular component: precatalytic spliceosome; U4/U6 x U5 tri-snRNP complex; U4 snRNP. Gene Ontology annotation, biological process: mRNA splicing, via spliceosome; spliceosomal tri-snRNP complex assembly. Lineage: Eukaryota; Viridiplantae; Streptophyta; Magnoliopsida; Malpighiales; Salicaceae.
GCACUGCAGAUCACUUCUUGGGCUCUCGUUAGAUGCGCCAACACGACGCAUGCCACCCAUGCUUGACCGUUGGGCGGUUCUCCUCCCUUUCAAGAUUUAUUAUCGUCUUAUCCUAAAAAUGAAGAAAUAAACCCUAAACACCUGUUUUUAUCUGAUCAUCCAACCACCCGGGUAAGGUUACCUAAAGCCCCCCCCACCCCCAAAAAAAAAAAAAAAAAAUCUUGUUCGAGCACAGAAGAUUGGACCAAGGCCGGGGCGAUCACAUCACAAAAAUGGCAACACUAGCUGAUUCUUUCCUUGCAGACCUUGAUGAGUUAUCCGACAAUGAUGCUAAUAUUGUUGAGGAAGAUGAUGUUGAGGCAGGAAACAUGGAAGAAGAUGUCGAUGGAGACUUGGCAGACAUUGAAGCUCUUAAUUAUGAUGAUUUGGAUACUGUGUCAAAACUUCAGAAAACACAACGAUAUAAUGAUAUAAUGCAGAAAGUGGAAGAUGCACUUGAGAAGGGCUCAGGUGUCCAAGAUCAUGGAAUGGUAUUGGAAGAUGAUCCUGAGUAUCAGCUAAUAGUGAACUGCAAUGUAUUGUCAGUUGACAUCGAGAAUGAAAUUGUUAUCAUCCACAAUUUUAUUCGUGACAAGUACCGGCUGAAAUUUCCGGAGCUUGAAUCACUUGUGCAUCACCCAAUUGAUUAUGCUCGUGUUGUGAAAAAGAUUGGAAAUGAGAUGGAUUUGACCCUUGUUGAUAUGGAAGGGCUUUUACCCGCAGCUAUCAGAAUGGUGAUUUCUGUGACUGCAUCCACAACAAGUGGCAAACCACUUCCUGAAGAAGUCCUUCAAAAGACUAUUGAAGCAUGUGAUCGAGCUCUUGCUCUUGAUUCAGCAAAGAAAAAGGUCCUUGAUUUUGUAGAAACUAGAAUGGGUUACAUUGCCCCAAAUCUUUCUGCUAUUGUUGGUAGUGCUGUUGCUGCAAAACUUAUGGGAACUGCUGGUGGUCUCACAGCCUUGGCCAAGAUGCCUGCCUGCAAUGUUCAGCUUCUUGGUGCCAAGAAGAAGAACCUUGCAGGGUUUUCUACUGCAACAUCUCAAUUUCGUGUAGGUUUUAUAGAGCAAACAGAGGUGUUUCAGUCCACACCACCUUCUCUUAGAAUGCGGGCUGGUCGACUCUUGGCCGCAAAAUCAACACUUGCUGCACGAGUAGAUUCUACCAGAGGAGAUCCAUCAGGAAACACUGGAAGGGCCCUUAGGGAAGAAAUUCGCAAGAAAAUAGAGAAGUGGCAAGAGCCUCCUCCUGCAAAGCAACCUAAACCGCUUCCAGUUCCUGAUUCUGAGCCUAAAAAAAAGAGAGGUGGGCGGCGCCUGAGGAAGAUGAAGGAAAGAUAUGCGAUAACAGACAUGAGGAAGCUUGCCAAUAGGAUGCAAUUUGGGGUACCUGAAGAGAGUUCUUUGGGUGAUGGACUGGGGGAAGGUUAUGGUAUGCUUGGUCAGGCUGGGAAUGGCAAGCUGCGUGUAUCAAUUGGUCAGAGCAAACUCGCAGCAAAAGUUGCUAAGAAAUUCAAGGAGAAGCGUUAUGGAAGCAGCAGCGGUGCUACUUCUGGCCUCACCUCAAGUCUGGCAUUUACACCUGUUCAGGGGAUUGAGCUCUCAAAUCCGCAAUCUCAUGCACACCAACUUGGCAGUGGAACGCAAAGCACGUACUUUUCUGAGAAUGGAACAUUUUCGAAGAUCAAAAGGACCUGAUGAUGCAAAAUCUUAUUUUAUGGAUUAUGAGUUUUUGACUACCAGUAGUUAUGUUUAUAACAUGAGGGAUUGUCUUGAAUCUCAAAAUCACUUAGUUGGAUAUGAUAUUUUUAAUGUUGUCUCUUAUUUGAAUGUAUUGUAUUUCUUACUCAUUUUCAUUAUAAAAUAGAAUUUACAGCAAUGAUAACAA